Messenger RNA from Peniophora sp. CBMAI 1063, 432 nucleotides. NCBI's taxonomy places the organism in Eukaryota, Fungi, Basidiomycota, Agaricomycetes, Russulales, Peniophoraceae. The record is from the annotation of a GenBank genome assembly.
AUGGCAACCCCAGCACCAUCAAUUCCGAACCAUCCUAACGGAUGGAUAUCUCUAGCACUGCCGGGCCAAGAUGUGUUUUCAAACGGGCUCAAUGCUCUUACGGACGGCCUAGUGCUUUUCAGGCCGCGACCUAUCUCUCGGGAGGUGGAUGGCUCGUACUAUUGCGACAUUGAGUGGAAUGACAUACAGAGAGGAGAGUGGAAAGCUAUCUGUAGGUUCCGCAUUCGCGUUACGGCUAUCAUUCGUUAUACGGUGGAGCGAGUCGGCGCUGCUCCCGAUAGCCCCCGGAUAUUCGUCGAAGGCUCUGAGCUCGCACUGGGCGAAGUGCGCUCCAUGCGUCAUAGAGAGAAGAUGUCGUUCCAAUGGGGAACUCGACCGAAUAAGCUCGAGUAUCCAUUCGAGUUCAGACAAGUCACGACCGCCGUCUUAUAA